This is a messenger RNA of Pleurotus ostreatus (oyster mushroom), 912 nucleotides long. RefSeq names its product Mitochondrial carrier protein ymc2 (gene YMC2). The transcript is spliced from 7 exons. Gene Ontology annotation, molecular function: L-ornithine transmembrane transporter activity. NCBI's taxonomy places the organism in Eukaryota, Fungi, Basidiomycota, Agaricomycetes, Agaricales, Pleurotaceae. The record is from RefSeq and is a predicted model, not a curated record. Bases 1 to 912 code for a protein of 303 amino acids. Gene Ontology annotation, biological process: mitochondrial L-ornithine transmembrane transport.
AUGGCACCUCAAGACGGAGGAUUUCUGAAAACAGCCAAGGACCUCACCGCAGGCACUGCUGGGGGGAUAGCACAGGUGCUUGUUGGACAGCCAUUCGAUAUCGUCAAAGUUCGAAUGCAAACAGCUCCGAAAGGAACAUAUACUGGCAUGCUUCACUGUGCAGGGGGGAUAUUAAAGAACGAAGGACCCCUGGCUUUCUACAAGGGGACUGUGUCGCCCCUGCUAGGGAUUGGUGUUUGCGUUUCUAUUCAAUUCGGGGUGUUGGAAUAUACCAAACGGUUCUUUGCGGAACGAAAUAUCAAGAAUGGUAUCGGAGGCGCCGAUGGACUGGCACUCGGGCCCGGUCAACUUGUUGCUGCUGGUGUAGCCGCUGGCGUAGCCAAUGGAUUUGCUUCGGGACCAGUCGAGCAUAUUCGCAUCCGCUUGCAAAUCCAAUCCACUGGCAACAAAAUAUACUCGGGGCCUCUUGACGCCAUCAAGAAAAUAUAUUCAUCUCAUGGUAUCGCUGGUAUAUACAAGGGGCAGGCGGUAACUUUCCUACGCGAAGCCAUGGGAUAUGGCGUAUACUUCCUUACAUACGAGAAACUAGUCCAGCGAGAGAUGCGGAUGAAGGGGAUCAAGCGAGAGCAAAUUUCUCCAGUGAAUUCCGUUCUAUAUGGCGCAGCAGCAGGCUACGCUCUUUGGGCUGUCAUCUACCCUGUUGACAUGAUCAAGUCGCGCAUGCAGACGGACGGAUUCUCGCCUACCACUGGGCAGAAGUACAAAUCCACUCUAGAUUGCGUCCGGGUAGUCUGGCGAACAGAGGGUAUUGGCGCGUUUACUCGGGGUCUAGGACCUACCCUCAUUAGGUCUCCCUUUGCUAACGGUGCCACCUUCCUCGGGUUUGAGCUAGCAAGCCGGUUGAUGAGUUGA